UUAGGUUAUGAAUUGUUGUGAUAAGUGUGAUUGUAAUCGUCUGAUUGUAGUGUAAUUCUUCUAAAUUUUAAUGAUUUUGAGAUAGUAAUCAAUUCCAACGAUAUCGUUACACUUAUUUAUGCGAAUCUAUGUUUCUCGCUACAAUGUUUUCAUAGGGAGGUACUCUGCAUAAUCACAUUAAACUCGGUGCUCAGAUUAUCAUCCAACAUGAUUAAAGCUAUACUGGUUUUCAAUAAUCAUGGGAAACCCAGAUUGUCCAAAUUUUAUCAUUAUUUCAAUGAAGACAUGCAGCAACAAAUUAUCAAAGAAACUUUUCAGCUAGUAUCCAAGAGAGACGAUAAUAUUUGUAAUUUUCUCGAAGGUGGCAGCCUGAUCGGUGGAUCUGACUUCAAGCUUAUUUAUCGGCAUUAUGCAACGCUGUAUUUUGUUUUUUGUGUUGAUUCUUCUGAGUCAGAAUUAGGGAUCCUAGACUUAAUUCAAGUUUUUGUGGAAACGCUAGAUAAAUGCUUUGAAAACGUCUGUGAGCUAGACUUAAUAUUUCAUGUUGACAAGGUGCACUAUAUUUUGAAUGAGUUGGUAAUGGGAGGCAUGGUAUUGGAAACUAAUAUGUCAGAAAUUCUGAAUCGAAUAGAAGACCAAAAUAGAAUGGAAAAGCAAGAGGCAGGCAUAUCUGGGGCUCCUUCGAGAGCAGUAUCUGCUGUGAAAAAUAUCAAUAUUCCUCAGCAGUUGAAAGAUAUCAAGCUACCAGACCUGCCGCAGGCAAUCAAAGAACUGAAAUUCUGACAUCGUACCCCACCUCCGCCCAACACAAUUCCCUUGACUUCAUCGCAAUCUUCAAAUGAGUGAGACACCAAGUCUCACUCAAUAACUGAAUUCUAGUUCAACUCAUAUCAUCCUAGUUAGUGUUUUUUGAUCCGGAAAGGUGAUAAAAGCAAAAAGACCUUUGUACAGUUGUUAUCAAAAUGCACUCGCUAUCUCUUGUAAAAAUAUCAUAGGUUGAUAGUUGAUCAGGCUCAGAGUUGGGUUGCAAAUUAUCUACAAUUUCACUUUGGAAUUUGCAGCUGUUGCUAAGAUUCAUUGAAUGUUCUUCAGAAUAUCAGCUGACAAGAGUUUUUGAAUAAUGUAAGGUCUACACUUUCAGGGAAAGUUCUCUGACAAUGGUCAUAAAAUAAUUUAUACUAAUGCCGUUCAACGAAAUGAUAAUAACCUCUGAGUAAAAUCUGUUUCUAUUAUAGUUAUCUGUUCUAUAAAAUCGGUUUGGAAACCUGCUAUGGUCAAGUUUUAUAUGUUUCAUCUGGAGACAAAAGGAAAGAUCAACCCUGAUGUUUUCCUCAUAGUUCUUAAAACACUUUACCUUAAAAUGAUGGCAAACAAACUCAAACCAUUUCCUGCUCUUUCACUCUCACCUGAUAAUUGACAGGUUUUUAACUUAUUCCGCUCCAGAAAUUUUAAAGGGGUACAUCCUUUUAUUAAAACAAGAGAAUUCCUAAUGCAGUGUUGCCUUGAUAAAAAUAAUUGAAAUUGCAAGAAGAGAGCUGUACUAAUGAAACUAAGAAGAUGAAAAUAUAUAAAAAAAAAUAGUGUAUUUUCUUCGGAAAAUACACUAAAAAAUGUGCAGAGAACAAGGCAUUGGCUAAUUUGCUCUCAUAUUAUGGUAAGGCUUACACAUAAGAAUCCACUAUUAAGUCAACUUAGAGACAGGAAGAGCAGGAAUAUUGUUUUAAAAUUCAAUUAGCUGUAUUGAAGCCAGUUGCUUAGCACCAUGAUUCAAUAAAAUUUUUGCAUUCAGCAGGAAUCGGACAACUGUAACUUGCCAAUGAUGUAUCUUUUAGGGAAAAGAACAACAAUGAGGUUAAUAGGUGAGGUUCAGUUAUAACAGUAAUACAUUUGCAUUUUAUCCCUCUCAAGAUUAUACAUUUUUGAAGAUUUUGUUGUUCGCCCUUUGUGAAUGUCGAUCAUUGAGAGCCCCUUGUAAACAUUCCGUAUUUUUAUAAUUCAUUAGUUCAUUACUUCUUAACCUGUGGAACAGUUUCUUUUGUCAAUUCUAUUUACUCUGAUUAUCUAUGAGGAUGGCCAAGUAAGUCUAUGUCAAAGUUUUGUGACGUUGAAGUUUAGACUAAAUCAGUCUUUACUUUUCAAAUAUAUUGAUUAGAAAAUAUGUACGCACAUAUACUGUGACGGAUUCAUCUGGUAGUAAAACCCGUUGUAUUUUUCUCGAUUUGAUCACACACUCGUCAGAAACCUUUACAGUCAUGCUAAAGUUUACAUCAUCUGUCAUCUCGGUUUUUUACUUCAGAUGCACUCUGGUACAGCACUUUCAAAGUUGUUCCUGACAAGUUUAUGCUCAAACAUUAUAAAAUGAUGUCCGAAAUUUUACGAAAUUAUAGAAUUUUAAAAAGGUUCCAACGACCUGUCUGAAAAGUUUGAAUCUAAAAGUAUUUGAAAAAAUGAAGUUCGGAGAUUCCAGUUAAGAUUUGGUGCCUGGUCAUCUACAGGAAUCCAGACUUCACCGUCAUGAAAGUAGCUUUAGACGGACAUGACUCUGAUUCAAAAAGGACUUAUCUUGCUUGAAAUCUUGCUACUUAUAUAUUAUUACAGGACCAUGAAAAAGGGGGAAAUGUAUAUGAUCUUAGUUCUUCAUCCCCAAAAAUUUUGACUCGCACUGCCGAAGCCUUGCAUUUUAGUGCCCGUCACUCACUCUUCUCUCCCUGUGUUUUCCAAUAGUAUAUUAUUAGCUUCAUGGUUUCCUCCCAUUAGGAAUCAUUCUUUCAGUUCAGAAGCGUUAUUUGCAUUGUUAAGCAUUAUUUUCUUAAUAGAGGAACUUGACUUGCAUACUGUAUUGUUUUUGUUUCUAUGUUUUCUUUUUUUGCAUGUACUCUUAAAUACCUUUAAAAAUGCUUGCAUCUUCAUAACCUCACUAAAUGUGCUAGUAGUUCUCCUUCACAAGAAUGGAAAAUACAUUAUAUGGAAUUCCAAUUUUGUAAAAUUGAAGGAAAUUAGAAAAAAACUUUGGAUCAUCGAGUUUCAAAAUGGUGAGAUUUCGAGGAGAAUAAAAAAAUGGGAUAAUUAUUUUUGCGACAUUCCAUUGUUUGUAUGAUUAGCCACCAACUGUUUUUUGGUUUUUUUGCCUGCCUCUUGCCUCCUAACUUAUCUGAUUUGACUAAGGUAUGCAUCACAGCAACAAUCAACUUUUGUUGUGCCUUAGUAUUUCUUCUUGGCAGUUCUCGGUUGUUGGGCUCAAUGAGCUGAUGGUUCACGGAUGGUUCCAAGCUGAUUGUAUCAGCUUUGAAAAAUCCGUUUUCCCUUCAAAAGGUAUCACAAUAUACCAGAACCAAAACUCUGGCAGGCUGGCUGCUUGUCGGCAAGACAAGACAAGACAACGUGCUGUGUAAUUAUCCGUACUAUGAAAUGCAUCGAUUCUCGAUGUCUUGCCGUGCUGCCUAAAGUCUCAACAAUCAACCAGCAGGUCUUUCUGUGCUCUUUCUGGCAUUUAGUGGAGCCUGCCACACAUAGCUGUUGUUUUGAGCCAGUGAUUUGAACAGAGUUCUGAGGAGAUGAGCAUUUUUUUUGUGUCACAACCAUUCCUGAGUAAAAUUGUGUGAGAAGUACGAUGCUACCAUUGUCCAAAAUACGCUCAGUCUUUAAUUCAAAUUCGUAAUAGGGAAACAUAAUACUGAAGUAAGAGAUUAUAAAUCCAUAAUUUUUUUUUAUUGGUUCCAAUCCUUAAUAUAAAGAUAGGGCUAACGUGAGACAUAUUUUGUACGAAGCAACUAAGCGUUGCUGUUUUUUUCUUACUCGAUUUUGAACAGCAAGGAUUUUUUUGAGCAGGGUUUAAGGUUGCGACUGAUAUCAGUUCUUACUAGCAUUGUCUUGGAAAUCGUGUUGAAAAACUACACAGACAUACCCCAAGGCACAUAGCAGUUAAUGCACACCAAUUUUGAACGUGAAAAUGUCUGCCACCGCAAUUCAGAACAAAA
Molecule: messenger RNA, 3977 nt
Organism: Bemisia tabaci
Lineage: Eukaryota; Metazoa; Arthropoda; Insecta; Hemiptera; Aleyrodidae
Gene: or
Product: AP-3 complex subunit sigma-2 or
Biological process (GO): Golgi to vacuole transport; intracellular protein transport
Cellular component (GO): AP-3 adaptor complex; membrane coat
Source: RefSeq, a predicted model, not a curated record